Messenger RNA from Caenorhabditis remanei, 501 nucleotides. RefSeq lists its product as uncharacterized. The coding region runs from base 1 to 501 and encodes 166 amino acids. The transcript has 3 exons. NCBI's taxonomy places the organism in Eukaryota, Metazoa, Nematoda, Chromadorea, Rhabditida, Rhabditidae. The record is from RefSeq and is a predicted model, not a curated record.
AUGAACAUUAAUUUUCAGUUCUCCUCUCAAAUCCAAUUGGAUCAGGUCUAUUUCGCACCCAGAAACUCGAAUUUUGGAGAAGACAUUGAUGUGGAAAUUCGAGUUUCAAUUUCAUCCGUACUCCAGAAUGGUCAUCAAUGGGUGUUAUCCUUCGAGAAGAUUGACAAGCAAGAGAAAUUGGUCAUUGGAAAUUUCGCAACAGUUGCAGCAGGUGUUGGUGCCUAUAGGGCAGCUAUUCGUACAGCGUUACCUCAUGACUUCCAAUCGAGAUUCGUUGCUGAGAACCGAGUUGUCGGAUUCAUCACUCUGGAAGGAGUUUACUCUGGUCAAGUGUUCUUGAAGAGAUCCUGGAAAGUGAAAAAAAUCAUCCAACAAGGUGCAAACAGAUCAUUAGACACGGUCAAGAAGAUCAUUGACACCAGAAAAUCUUCCAUCGAAAGGAACAGUAUCCAAUGGAGUGCAGAAAGCGAAGGUGGACAAAUCAAUCCUUUCAUGACUUGA